Molecule: messenger RNA, 322 nt
Organism: Saccostrea cuccullata (small rock oyster)
Lineage: Eukaryota; Metazoa; Mollusca; Bivalvia; Ostreida; Ostreidae
Exons: 2
Molecular function (GO): metalloendopeptidase activity; zinc ion binding
Source: RefSeq, a predicted model, not a curated record
AUGUCUGUGAAUGGAACAGAUUAUACGUUCGCAGCGCGUACAGGGAAAUUCAGUCUUUCUUUUGGACAAACAAGUGACUGUGCUGGAGAAAAAUCAAACAAAAACUGUUUUCGAUUCUCCAGAGCAAAAAUCAAUACUCGAGGAACAGGGAUGAUAUUUGAUCCUACUAUAGUAUUCGGUAAAGUGGAAGGCUGGGCUACUGGUAUACUGGAUUUUCAGCGUUCAGCAGACGGAGCGGAAGUGUCCUUCCGGUGUGGAGGAUGGUGUGGAGGAUGUGGUCCGGUUGAAGAAGAAAUGAAAUUAAUUCUUACAACGGAAAUGG